Molecule: messenger RNA, 1951 nt
Organism: Manduca sexta (tobacco hornworm)
Lineage: Eukaryota; Metazoa; Arthropoda; Insecta; Lepidoptera; Sphingidae
Product: ubiquitin-conjugating enzyme E2 G1
Exons: 5
Coding region: 157-663 (168 amino acids)
Biological process (GO): protein polyubiquitination; proteasome-mediated ubiquitin-dependent protein catabolic process
Molecular function (GO): ubiquitin conjugating enzyme activity
Source: RefSeq, a predicted model, not a curated record
UAAUGUAGUAGAAAAUAUGAAGACUAUGGCAACAUCUGCUACCGGAAACAAGCAGCAACUCAUAUGUUUCACAACCUGCUCAAAACUCAGCCAGCCAUCUUUUGUGGAAAAAUCAUUUGUUUCGUGUCAUCAGGGUAAAUUUCACAAUUGUAAUUAAUGUCAGAGCCACAGUCUUCGCUUUUAUUAAAAAAGCAGCUAGCUGAACUGAACAAAAAUCCAGUGGAAGGGUUUUCUGCUGGAUUGAUAGACGACAAUGACAUUUAUAGAUGGGAAGUGCUCAUCAUCGGACCUCCAGACACGUUAUAUGAGGGUGGAUUCUUCAAAGCACACUUACAUUUUCCAAAGGAGUAUCCUUUAAGGCCACCACGGAUGAAAUUUGUCACUGAAAUAUGGCAUCCAAAUAUUGAAAAAAAUGGCGAUGUUUGCAUAUCAAUAUUACACGAACCAGGCGAUGAUAAGUGGGGAUAUGAGAAGGCAUCAGAGCGAUGGUUGCCUGUGCACACAGUGGAGACAAUACUUAUCAGUGUCAUCUCUAUGUUAGCUGAUCCCAAUGACGAGAGUCCCGCCAAUGUUGACGCCGCGAAGGAAUGGAGAGAGCGAUAUUCGGAUUUCAAAAAGAAAGUUGCCAGAUGUGUUAGGAAAAGUCAAGAAGAUUGCUUUUAGGAGUGAGAGGGGAUUUUAGAACAUAAUGUUUACCGUUGAAAAAGGGGCAUUGUAACACAACAUUAACAUAAGACAGCGUAUGAGGAAUUCCAUAUAACAUAGCAGCAAGCUCAUACACCUCGCAUGGACCUGCACAUACCCACAGUAGUAGAUGUGUCCGCUCAUUCUGUUUCUUUUUACAGAAAGAAUGGAGGGAAUCGUAUUCGGAGUUUAAAAGGAAAGUAGCACAGUGUGUGAGAAAGAGCCAAGAGGAUUGUUCCUAAAUAACAGUGCCCUUUUUCAUUGAUUUAUUUGGAUAGUGAGUGUGUGGUGAUGCGGUUAGGACGUUAAGAGCAGGCCCCUGGCGUGAUUCACAGUGCGAGCCCCUCCAUCUGGGCCAGAGACAAUAUUCAAAUUGAUUUAAAAUAAAUACUUAUUGUAAUUAAAUGGUGUCGCUGCCGUAUUUUAUAAAUAAUAAAUUAAAAUAGAAUUCAAGGUCUUUUUUCAUCUUUUUUAAGACAUGUUAGCUAGCUAUUGUUAUAAUGAUGAAAUGUGUAUGGUAAUUUUUAUAGAAAAACAAAUCUGCAUUUUGUUCUUUUACAUCCUUGUACAAUUAUAACUUUGAUCUCUGUAUUGUAGAAGCCAAAUCUGAAGUAAAAAAUGACCUAUUUAUCAAGUGUUUACGAUUCGCUGCUGUUCUCUAUAAAAUAAACAUGCAAGUGAAGGUAAAUAAAAACUUAUAAAAAUUGUAAAAGGUGUUUACAAAACCUUCGUAUCUAUUGCGUGCAAACUGUUAGUUACCCAAAUGCAUCAUUUAUAAUUGGUACCUUGUAAAAUUGGUGAUGUCGCUUCUCAGGAACACAAUUUAAUUCUAGUGCUAAUUUUAGUAGUAAAUUUAAUAAUACCUAAUUAUAAUUUUUACUGAAUAAAUACAAGUUUUUGUAAACUUAUCCUUGUAUCGAUUACACCUUGCCCUCUAUGCACGUAUGAAUGCAAUAUGUCGCUAAUAUCUAUUGGCAGUUUAUAGCAGUUGCUAAAGUUUGGAUUUGUAAACUAGUUCACUUUCGGAUUCAACUUUGGAUAGUUGCUUUGUCUUAAUUAUAUUUAUUUUAAUUAUGUGGUGAUUACGCUUAUUCUCAUAAACUUAAAAAUUAGGAUAAUGUUACCGAAAUCAUGGCAUGUAGUCAUUAUGUAUACUGGUGAACCCCCAAUGUUUGGACUAUAUCAUCGAACAUUAAUUUAUGAAGUGUGUAUAAAUACUUUUGCCUGUGUAUGUAUAUUUUUUGCUAUAAAAUCAUAAUGCAGUGAU